AGUAAACUACCCACCAUAGAGUUUGUGCAAGUGGAAAAAAAAAACUAGAAAAACUGCUUGACCUGUAAGUUGUUCUGGAGGAGGUGUCUGUUAACAAGCCAAGUGGCAUUCUUUGUACAAACACUGACCUGCUCAAAGCCACAGCAGCAACUGGCUGUAACACAACAUUCUGAUAUAGAAUAGUGAACAGUAUCAUAUUUGUUAGGUUUUUUUAUACUUAUUGUUUACCAUCGCCACGACCAAAAACAGACUCGUCAUCAUGAGAAGGGCUUCAACGCUGACUUUUAUUUCAGUGUUUUGCUCCUUCGCACUGGGAUCUUCCGACUUUCAUCUCAUUAAUCUUAAAAAGUCCUAUGAAGAAGCAAAGAGUUAUUGUAGAGAGAGAAACACAGACUUAGCAACAAUUCACAACUCAACAGAUAUGAACAGUCUGAUCAGUUUAGUUUCAAAUUCGACUCCUAGAGCCUGGAUAGGACUGGAGAUUGGACAUGUUAGGAAGUGGCACUGGUCUCGGCCUAAUCAAAAAACUGACUUUUUAAACUGGAAAGUGGGAGAACCAAAGGACAAAGCUGAGGAUGCAUGCGCAGCAAUGGAUCCAGAUGGCAAGUGGUUUGAAGAUGACUGUGGAACUAGAAGAAGCUUUGUUUGUCAUGGUGGUGCCAGCGGUCCAAUCUUUGUUGCCGAGACAAAAUCAUGGAGGGACGCGCAGAGUCACUGCAGGGGCUUGUCAUCUGAUCUGGUUAGCAUACAAUCAGCAGAAGAGAAUAGGGCAGUGCAUAAUGUGUCUGCAUCGCAAAAUGUGUCAAUAGGCCUCUUCAAAGACCCUUGGAAAUGGUCGGAUGGGAGUAACUCAUCAUUCCGCUUCUGGAGACGCAAUCAGCCCAAUUACAACGAGGGUCAGGAUUGUGUUGUUGCUGUAUUUACAGCUGAAGGCCGGUGGAAUGAUGUGAAAUGCAGUGGAAAACGCAAUUUCAUUUGUCGUGGGGCACUGAAAUCAAUCCCAGCAGCAACCACCACUCAAAACAGUACACAGGGGCCCAGUACAACAAAUCAACAGCCAACAAAUUCGAGUCAAGGAGUCACGGUAACAUUUAAUUUCACCGUUACCACUAACAAUCAAUUGAACACUACUGAUGUUACGACCACAGCUUCAACCACUGCCAGUGUAUCGACAACACUAAACACCACAGAAUCAGUGUCGCAUGGCUCAGGCACUGAGCUCAACACCGCAACUACAGAAACAACAGCACAGCCACCCCCAGAGACUACUGUGAAUGCAACCACAUUAGCAGCACCGAAUGGAACAUCAGCCCAGAACACAACACAGUCCUCAACUCCAAGUUUGCAUCCGGAAACCCUGAUACUAAUCCAGGAAAACAUGACCUGGCUUGAAGCCAUGAGUUACUGCAGAGAGCAUCAUAUUGACCUGGUCCAUAUCACCACCGAAGACAUUCAGCACAAAGUGGAAGAAAAGGCAAAGAACGCCACAACAGGCCACGUUUGGUUGGGUCUACGCUACACUUGUAACUUUAAAUUUUGGUUCUGGACCAAGUCGACUUUGGGCUGUUACCAGAACUGGGUAGAAGGAGAGGGACCAAAUGUGGAAUAUGAAUGUGGUGUCAGUGGCGCCAUUGAGGCCACUGGGAGGCAGCAGUGGGUAGGCUUGAAUGAGGCAGAAAAACUGAACUUCAUCUGCUACACAUGUGCUGGAUAAGAAUGGCAGGCCAGUGACACUUGAGAUGACAAAGACAUUGGAAGGUUUCAUCGUGUGUGUGAAAACAUAAUGUAAAAAAUUAAGUAUGUGUAUUUGUAGUGCUUGAUCCAACAUGCAGAAGCCAUGUUUUUUGUCAUUUCUAACAUCAAACCAGUUAAGUUUCAUUAACAUCAUGGUUGUUUUCACGCUAACGCAUGGCAUCAUAUUUCUUCCUUUGUUGGAAUACAGCUGCCUUCUCUAUUGUCGAGACUGAAUUUCAUUGAGUAUGAAAACAUUAUGUGGCGUGUAGGCGUGCACAUUCACAGACAUGGGAAGCGAGAGUAAUGUGAGAAAAUUGAUCUGCUCUGUGCUUUUCACUCGGGGGUUACUAUUUGCAUAUUGACCCCCUGGACUCAGGGCCCCCAAGAUUGUCCUUUUUUUAGACCACCGUGCCCGGUUCGGGCCCCAGUGCAGACUGCCUGCUGCCCCCGCUGACCUGACCUUCACUAGCAGCCACAGACACAGCUAACAGACCCUCACCUUCCUGUCUGCACACUUGAGGUGCAUGGAGCAUCUAAAAGCCAUUAGAGAGAAGACAUUAUGAAGCAUUUUUAAUAUUGGAAACUGUAUCUAUACAACAAUCUGUCAAGUAUUUGUCUCAAUAAGUUGUUUCAAGUAAUAAUUACUGACAUUUUAUCAGAGCUUGUAUAUGUCUGCUGGUUUUACUUUCAUCACAAUACAUUUUUCAGAACUUUUUUAAAUAAAAUAAUUCCUCCAUA
Molecule: messenger RNA, 2472 nt
Organism: Amphiprion ocellaris (clown anemonefish)
Lineage: Eukaryota; Metazoa; Chordata; Actinopteri; Pomacentridae
Product: macrophage mannose receptor 1
Exons: 5
Coding region: 260-1714 (484 amino acids)
Source: RefSeq, a predicted model, not a curated record